Messenger RNA from Zingiber officinale, 3339 nucleotides. RefSeq lists its product as uncharacterized. NCBI's taxonomy places the organism in Eukaryota, Viridiplantae, Streptophyta, Magnoliopsida, Zingiberales, Zingiberaceae. The record is from RefSeq and is a predicted model, not a curated record. The coding region runs from base 490 to 3129 and encodes 879 amino acids. The transcript has 3 exons.
UCUGUCCUUCCUCUGUCUCUUGGCCGCUUCCUCCAUCUCCAUCUCUCCCUCUCUCUCUCUCUCUGCUGGUCGCCUCGUACUGGAGAAGAAGACAAAGGUCGUGCACAGCUCCGCUCUUCAUAGCCGCGAUCUCAUCGUCAUCAUCAUCUGUACUGACAGGGAGAGCGCGGUCGUCGCAGCUCGGAGUAAGUUCUCUGUCGGUGACGCGAGAGGCGGUGCGGCAUUUUCCUUUGUGGGGGGUUCGUACUAGAUGUUGCUGUUCGUAGUUGCCUCUGCAUUGUGUUGAGCGAGCGUAGGAGGAGGCGAAGCAGAUCUGAAAUCUCUGGCCAGACGGCACUUUCCGGAAAGGUGCAGAUGUGAAGUUUCUGUCUUCUUUUCCUCAAGCUGAUAAGAGAAUUUAGACAACUACUUCAGCUGUGCUAUUGAAAAUUUCAAGCUGCGAUCAAGGCAAUGACAUUGCUCGUACUAUCAUAAGAGUGUCAGAGAAUCAUGGCAUCGCAAAUGCUGAAAGCCAAAGAUGAAAGCAUGCCGGAAACAAAACAAUUCCAUCAGCAGAAGAAAAGAAUCACAACUCAGAUUCAUUCCUCAAAAUCCCCCAGCAAGUCAUCCUCCCCUAGUAGAAUAAAGAAUAUUGACUUUUUAGAGAAGGUUGGGGCACUAAAAACAGAAAAGCUCCCUCGACAAACUGCUAAAGAUAGGGGAGGUAUCAAGAACUCAGUUAUAUCAUCUUUAGGGACUCCUCAAAAGCCAUGGCCUGGUAGGAAGGUUCCUGAGAUGGAUGAAACAGUUAAGAACAUGUCCAAUGUGCCCUUUUAUCUUCAACGCACGGAGAAAGGCGAUAGUAUCCACGAGAAAGCACUGAAUGUUGGAGUUCUCGAGUGGGGGCUUCUUGAGAGAUGGACACACCUUCAGAAAUGUGGCACGGAUGCAAGGGGUGGUGAUUCUUCCUCUAAGUGUACUGAGUCCACUAUGUUUUCUACAUAUGAUUUUUCUAGCCCUCUCUAUCAAAGGAAGAAAUCUUCUGUUCUUGAUCAUAAGAAACACUCAUUCCCGAGCAGCCCAACUAUGAUGCAAGAAGAGGAAGUAUAUAGACCGAUAGAAGCCUUUUCUAAUUCAAGGUUCUCUUCGAUUAUGCUUCCUAGUCAACAUGAUAAUCAUCUUGAUGUGGUUUUUGAUCCUUUGGGCCACAAAAAUGACAAAGAUAUCUGUACAGGUUUAGAUUCUGAAGGUGCGCCCGUUGAAUUACGCCUAGGAUCACAUUCUACCACUUCACCUUCAAGAGAUAAUACCGAUCAGGCUACUGUAAUCAGUAUUGGAGAAGACCAUGACUGUAGCUCGACGAACAUUAUUCCCUUGGCCAAGGAUACGAUGCCUCUUUUUGAUGACAAUGAAGAGAUUUGGGGUUUCCUUCAACAUAGUGCGGAUGGUAAACAGCCUUGUUCUGGAUCUACAAUAACUACUGACUGCUGGCAAAGCAAUUCAAACAGCAAAAGCCAUUCGGGCAAUCUGGUUGAGGAUUUUGAGAUCAUUUACAGAUUUUCUGAGGUUCCUCACUCAUGCCCGCUUCCUCUGGCCAUUGUGAAUGAUGAACCCAAUGUGUCGUGCGAUGUUCCAUCAGUAGGUGUGGCACCAACUGAUAAACCAGUUCAAGGAAAUGGGGGCAUUCCUAGUGCUUCUUGUGAGAAACUUGAGUCAUGUACCACCCAGAAACCAAGAAAAUAUGAAGCCAAAGCAAUUGCUUCAGCAGGGAAGAAGUCGACAGUUUAUCCAUCUAGCACUGGAGCAAAUAGGAUGAGCAGGAGUUCUAGUUUGAAGGCUGGCUCAUCGGAAGAACUAUUCGAGUCGAUCUCGUUUCUUUACAAUUCCCAUGGAGAGCAAGUAACCAGGAAUAGUAAAGGUAGACAAAGUCCAUUGAGGAGGCUACUAGAUCCGAUAAUGAAGCCAAAGAACAACCUUCAUUCGACUGGGAAAGUUGCAGACUUACCUGGUCACUAUUCUGGUGAACUACAAACUGAUAAAUCAUUCCCAAGAGUGAACAAGCCAUUGAACACAACUUUUCGUUCUAUGUGCCAGACAAGAGAAAGUGUUAUUACUUCGAAGGAAUUACCUUAUAAUGGCAAGGGAACUCAAAAUGACAAAAACUAUGCCACAAUGAUGAAGCAAGCUCUUCUUCAUCUGGCUUGGAAGAAUGGGCUUCCUUUGUUCAUGCUUUCGUGCGAUGGUGAAGUACUUGCUGCAGCAAUAACGACAACUAGUACCUCCAACAUCGACAAUCUGGAGUGCAUCUUCACGAUAUUCUCCAUAGAUGGAUCCAAGAAGAAAAACACAUUUUGGCACAACUCUGGAAACAAGUGCAAGCAGCAUCAGUUGAUCUCAAAUGUUGUCGGUCAGUUGAAUGUUGCACUUGGUGAGGUGAAGAGCUUGCCAUACGGCAGUUUUGAUUCUGUAAGAGAGUUUGUCCUGCUUGAUGCUUCCAAGUCUGUUGACUCUCGAGCUGUGAGUGAACUUGCUGCCAUGGUUGUUCAGAAACCACCGUCUAGAAAACCUAAUUUAUGGACUAUAAGUGCAGCAAAUGGUGAGAAAAGUUUAAAUUCUGAUCAGCACAAUGCGAUAGGGCAAUCUAGUAUAUCAGUCAUAAUACCGAGCGGCAUUCAUGGCUUGGCCACAGAUGGGGAGCCCUCAAGUUUGAUAGAAAGAUGGAGGUCUGGAGGGGUUUGUGAUUGCGGAGGUUGGGAUGAGGGCUGCACCUUGAACAUUCUUAGCAACAAGUUUCAAGAGCACAAUUCAUGUGGCUCAUUCCAACCUUGUCAAACUACCAAUGGUACUCAUCGGUUAGAACUAUUCACUCAGGGAGCAUCUCGGGAAACAAGACAAGCCUUCAGCAUGGUUUCUUGCCAAGAGGGGCUCUACACUGUUGAUUUCCAAUCAUCAAUUUCUCUACUUCAGGCCUUCGCAAUCUGUUUAGCAGUCAUCCAUGGCAAAAGGUACUGCAUUAGUUCAGCCCCGCAAAAGAGCUUGCAGGAGCAUAUUGUCAACGAUCGGUUAGGGAAAUAUCCUACCACCCAUGCAGGCAAUCCUAACAGCUAUGUGCCAAAUCAUCCUCCUGUUUCUCCUGUUGGAAGAACUUAAAAAUACAAGCCUCUCAAACACCAUGAAGUUGAGCACUCUAUCAGUAUCGUACCACCACUCCAGAACUAGGUAGCUUCCAUCUCUUUAAGCAACUUGUAUAUCAUCUCCUUGUUUUUUCAUGUAAAGAAAACCAUAUUUCUCAGUCAUAGACAGUGUGAGGAAGCCAUAGAUAAGAAUCAUCAAUAAGCAAGUGGAUAAGAACUUUUGGCA